Molecule: messenger RNA, 354 nt
Organism: Ramularia collo-cygni
Lineage: Eukaryota; Fungi; Ascomycota; Dothideomycetes; Mycosphaerellales; Mycosphaerellaceae
Product: related to ribosomal protein L34, mitochondrial
Exons: 2
Coding region: 1-354 (117 amino acids)
Biological process (GO): translation
Cellular component (GO): mitochondrial large ribosomal subunit; ribosome
Molecular function (GO): structural constituent of ribosome
Source: RefSeq, a predicted model, not a curated record
AUGUCCCUCCUCACCCGCUGCCUGACAUCCCUCCGUCCACAACUCCCCCUCCCCACCAAAACCCUCUCCCAAAGAACAUUCUCCGCCCUAACCACCACCUCCCCCCUCCGCCCCUCAAUUCUACGACCCAUUCUCCCCAACUCAGACCUCUCAUCAUCCUCAUCAUCACCAUCACAACAACAACUAGGAUCCGGAAGUCUGAUACAACUCCGCGGCGCCAAACGCGAUACUUUCAACCCUUCACAUGUCGUGCGCAAGAGACGGCAUGGUUUUCUUUCAAGGUUGAGGACGAGGACGGGGAGGAUGAUUUUGAAGAGACGGAGGGCUAAGGGGAGGAAUACGUUGAGUCAUUGA